Zingiber officinale is the source of this 1785-nucleotide messenger RNA. RefSeq lists its product as uncharacterized. The coding region runs from base 1 to 1785 and encodes 594 amino acids. Gene Ontology annotation, molecular function: zinc ion binding; nucleic acid binding. Lineage: Eukaryota; Viridiplantae; Streptophyta; Magnoliopsida; Zingiberales; Zingiberaceae. The transcript is spliced from 4 exons. The record is from RefSeq and is a predicted model, not a curated record.
AUGCGGGCUAUGCAGCAACAAUUUGAGCGCAUGAAUGUCGUGUUAAAUGAGAUUCGAGAUCGGCUGGAUAGGCAUGAGGAUCGGCUCGAACAACUUCAGCAAGAGUCAUUACCUAGGCCUCGGAGACCCGACCAGCGCCCACAUUUUGCUCCAAAUGUCCCCGAUGAUGACUAUGAUGAUGGGGCAAGCAAUGAAGUAGUCUCCAAUGCUACUUGGAGGAGGGCUAGGGCUAUCAGACCCGAAAGACCAAGGCAUGCUCAAAGGCAACACCGAGAAAGGGAAGCCGUAGAUCGUAACAUGGGCACCAUCAAGCUGUCCAUUCCUCCAUUUCAAGGUAAAAAUGACCCUGAUGUUUAUAUUGAAUGGGAGAGGAAAGUUGAGCUAGUAUUCGAUUGUCACAAUUAUUCGGAGGAGAAGAAAGUGAAGCUUGCUGCGGUGGCUUUUACCGACUAUGCCAUUAUAUGGUGGGAUCAGCUGACCCUGAGUAGACGUCGAAACCGUGAGCUUCCCAUCGACAAUUGGGAGGACAUGAAAGCCGUUAUGAGAAGAAGGUUUGUUCCAUCUCACUAUUAUCGUGACUUACAUUUGAAAGUGCAAAGUCUGAAGCAGGGGUCCAUGACUGUGGAACACUACCACAAGGAGAUGGAGAUAGCCUUGAUUCAGGCUAACAUUGAGGAGGACCGAGAGGCGACCAUGGCUCGGUUCAUUUGUGGCCUAAACCGUGAGAUUGCCAAUAUUGUUGAGCUGCAUCACUACGUGGAGCUUGACGAUGUGAAGUGGGGAUCAUCAAAACCAACUGAGAAAACAGUUUCAAAAUCAAAGGGAGAGACGAAUGUGGCCAAGACACAACCUAGCAACAAAGAUAGGGGUAACUCAUCUUCCCAACCUCAAAGAAAUCGUGACAUCAAAUGUUUUCGUUGUUUAGGAUCUGGUCAUAUUGCUUCUCAAUGCCCAAACAAGCGAUCAAUGAUCAUAUUGGAUAAUGGGGAGAUCGAAACUGAAGAGGAAGAUGAAGGGAAUGAGUCCACUCCAUCAGUUGAAGAUACUAGUGAUCUUGAGCUUGUUGUUGAUGGCCAAGCUCUUGUUGUGCUAAGAGCUCUCCAUAUGCAAGCCAAAGAAGACGAUGAUGGGCUGCAAAGGGAGAACAUCUUCUACACCCGCUGCCAUGUGAAAGAUCGAGUAUGCGGUUUGAUUAUUGAUGGUGGCAACUGUGUUAAUGUUGCAAGCAAGUUAAUGGUGGACAAGUUUGGUCUACCUACCUUGAAGCAUCCAAAGUCGUAUCAACUCCAAUGGCUCAAUGACAGUGGAGAAAUGAAGGUAACCAAGCAGGUCCUUAUUUCAUUUACGAUUGGAAGGUACACGGAUGAGGUUCUGUGUGAUGUUGUACCCAUGCAAGCUAGCCAUUUGCUUCUUGGAAGGCCAUGGAAAUUUGAUAGACGGACCACACAUGAUGGGUACAAGAACCGCUACAGCUUCAGCAAGGAUGGUAGGAACAUUACACUUGCACCUUUGACACCUCGUCAAGAUUUCAAGGAUGUCUUUUUCGAAGAUACGCCACCUGGGUUACCACCCAAAAGAGGAAUCGAGUAUCAGAUUGAUCUCAUUCCGAGAGCUUCCAUUCCAAACCGACCAGCUUAUCGAAGUAGUCCAGAAGAGACCAAAGAGCUUCAAAGGCAAGUUGAAGAACUUAUGACUAAAGGACAUGUUCGUGAAAGUAUGAGUCCCUGUGUUGUGCCUGUGCUGCUGGUUCCAAAGAAAGAUGGGACAUGGAGGAUAUUGAUUUGA